AUGUCGAACCCCGAAGUAUUCGUCAUUGAAGAUUCCAGAUCUGAUAGUGAGAACGCGAGGAAUAGUAGACCAGCUCCAUCGGUCGACAACCCGCAGACGGCACUUGGCACGUACAAGAAUGCCAGCGAAGAAGGAAUGGAAGAUACCAGUGAGCACAAGGUCGAGGAAGGGAACCUCAUUGAGAUCGACGUGAUAAAGAAAGCGCUGGAGAAAUGCCUCAAUCGGGUGGGAACCUCCGGAUCCUUUGCCUAUGGUCGACCUUGGAGAGAUCCGCCCAACCCAGGUCUCUAUUUAGAUGGAUAUGGCGACGUUCGCUUUCCACUAGGCCCGACUGAAGUCCAAAGGAUCAAGACUGCUUGUACUGGGAUUGACCUUCGAAAUCCGGAGCCCGAACUCCUCCCACGUAACCUAUCCCCCCCGCCAAUAUGGCAGCUUGCAGCCACCGAAUGGAAGACUGGCAAUCCAUCUUGGACGAAGAUAUUGGCAGCUAUCGCUACUACUAUGUAUACCCAACUUGGUAUUCGGGAUACGAUCCCUAUACUCACACCGUCUUCUCUUAUUUUACAAGCAGCCGGGAGUGAUCUAAGCCAACUUCAUCGUCCUACUCCCCGGUCGACAGCGUUUGGGUUUCUUGAUGUCGUAUUGCCGUCCAAACAUGCUGGAGGAGAGCUCCUUCUGAGGUACACCUUCGGCUUUGAACAAAGAAGCAGCGUUCAGAAUUACCCUGCCGCUCCAGUAUGCGGAGGAGUUUCCCGUCUUUAUUUUGUCUUGACAAGCUGGGAACGUCACUUAGUGGAGCGCAAGCGCAAAUUCCUGGCAUAUAGCCUUGACUCCACCUACGAUGAACUAAUCUUAGCCCGGCAAAAACUCGUAGGUCGAGACCAAUAUGUCGUCUCUCAACUCGAGGAUGCUUGCCAGGCUACCGGUUUCUGCCUCUUCCUGGCAACUAUUGAGAGGAAGCUAAGUGGAUCAACCAACUCAGAAACUACCAUCGGAGGUUACCACCUGAUGGAUGCAGUGGACGAAACUUCAUGCAAACUACAACAUGUCGCGGACCUCGACGGAAGAGAAUUUUCCAGUGAUCUGGAGCUGUUGAUCGAGGAAAGACAAGUUCUUGUAAACAAUUCUUGUUGGGAAAGCCGUCAGCGGAAGAAUGAAGCAUACGACAAGUAUAAUGGCCAGCUGAUACAUUGGCUCCGGCGUCAGGCUGUGGUCAUUGUACCACGAUCAUCGCGGAUGUCCUUGCUAUUAGGAGCAUGCGCAGUUGAACGACAAGAUGAUAUUACCAAACUUCUUCAAGCGUAUGUCCUUCACGACGCUCAAUACAUGGAUGAAGAUGCAAGGCUGGAUAUCAAAGAUUUAUGCUCGAUCGCCGUAUCAAGCUCUACGUGGGAGUCGCAAAGCAACAAAUUCGAAGACCAGACGGUCAUUGGAGCGCUCAAGGCAAUUAUCAAGUACCGUGACGUCCAUUUAUUUGAGUCUGCUUUACCCCUUCUCUUCUCUAAGGAUAAGUACUUCCGACUUAUAGAGACCGAGAUGUCGCGCCUUGGUAAGGACUGGUUCUAUGCUAGGCUCGAAUCCUGUGUCCACGACUCAAGGACAUUUGAUUUGCGGCACGAGAGGAUGUUUCUCAUAUACCAACGAAUCCGAGAUCAUGACUGGGCCUCCGCUCAAUUAAAGGCGGCUGUUACGCUAUUAGCUUCUCAUACUGCAGAAGAAGGCACGCUGUUAGGGAAGAUGGCUACAUUGUGGCAGGGUCACAAGGAUAUCUUAAGUCCAAUGUUGAUCCCCCUGAUCCUAAGGCAUGCUAGGAAUCCUCGAACCUUGAUAUCUCGCCUUCUGUUCAGCUUCAAGGUCAUCUAUCUUACAGCUCGUCAAAAAUGA
Molecule: messenger RNA, 1884 nt
Organism: Mollisia scopiformis
Lineage: Eukaryota; Fungi; Ascomycota; Leotiomycetes; Helotiales; Mollisiaceae
Exons: 6
Coding region: 1-1884 (627 amino acids)
Source: RefSeq, a predicted model, not a curated record